This is a messenger RNA of Spodoptera exigua (beet armyworm), 2850 nucleotides long. Lineage: Eukaryota; Metazoa; Arthropoda; Insecta; Lepidoptera; Noctuidae. The record is from the annotation of a GenBank genome assembly.
GUUUCAAAACUGUUGACAGUUUCUCAUUAGCUUGAACCAGUUCGCGCGUUUUUUUGACAUUCGCAAAGUUAACCUGUUUGUUUUUUUGUAACGACACUAUCUUUGUGAAAUUGUGUUAAAAAGCUUUAUUUCGUGUGUAGUUUUGUGGUAUUUGUAGUUCAUUAAGUGAAAUAAUAAUGAGUUCUCCAGCCCCCGAUACACCGUCAGAGCGAGAUGGAGCACGGUCCAGAAUGACGUCACCAGCACGCGACUAUGAAAUGUUUGAAGAUGAGAGUGCUAUCCUUGGAGACAACCCUGAGGAGGAAGAAGAUGAUGGAGAGGAACUUUUCAAUGAUAACAUGGAAGCUGAUUACCGGCCCAUGCCAGCGUUAGAUCGGUAUGAUGCGGAGGACUUGGAUGAAGAGGACUAUGACCCCAUGUCAAUACAAGACCGUGUAGCUGCUGAACAAGAAUUGAGGAGGAGGGACAGGGAAGAGGGUCGCAACCGAAGAGAUGAUCGCGACUUGUUGUAUGAUGAAUCAGAUGAAGAAAGUACGGGUGCUCCGCGGGCGAAGCGCCGUCGUGCUGCUGAGAAAGCUGCUAUGGGUACUGAUGAACAAGUGGAAGAGGGAAUUGAGAGUAUUGAGAACUUGGAGGAUACAAAAGGAUACACCACCAAGGAGUGGGUCUCUAUGCUGGGACCGAGGACUGAAAUUGCUAACAGGUUCAAGAACUUCCUCCGCACUUACACAAACAGUAAAGGCCAGUUCGUAUAUAAGGAACGUAUCCGUCGCAUGUGUGAACACAAUCAGGCGUCUUUCCAUGUAGAGUUCGAUGUACUGGCUCGACGAGAACAAGUGUUGGCCUACUUCUUACCUGAAGCUCCAUUCCAGAUGUUACAGAUUUUCGAUGAGGUAGCAAAAGACAUAGUGCUACAAAUAUUUCCGAGCUACGAGCGAGUCACUUCAGAGAUCCACGUACGCAUCUCAGACCUUCCACUCAUAGAAGAACUUAGAACAUUCCGGAAGCUUCAUUUGAAUCAGCUGGUCAGAACAGUGGGAGUAAUAACUGCGACUACAGGAGUCCUACCUCAAUUGUCUGUAGUAAAAUACGACUGUAAUAGGUGUGGGUAUAUUCUGGGCCCAUUUGUACAGACUCAAAAUUCUGAAGUCAGGCCCGGAUCUUGUCCGGAGUGUCAAAGCGCUGGACCUUUUAUGGUGAACAUGGAACAAACAGUGUACCGCAAUUACCAGAAGGUCACAAUUCAAGAGUCACCCGGCCGUAUCCCCGCCGGUCGUAUCCCAAGAAGCAAGGACUGUAUACUAUUGGCAGAUCUCUGUGAUAGGUGCAAACCUGGUGAUGAAGUGGAUCUCACUGGAAUCUACACUAAUAAUUAUGAUGGUUCCCUUAAUACUGAACAGGGCUUCCCAGUAUUCGCAACAGUGAUCAUAGCCAACUACAUUGUAGUAAAAGACUGCAAGCACAUCGUGGAAUCUCUAACGGACGAGGAUGUGGCCAAUAUUGUCAAGUUGUCCAAGGAUCCGCGCAUUGGAGAGAGAAUUGUGCAAAGUAUUGCUCCGUCAAUAUACGGACAUGAUUAUAUUAAGAGGGGGCUUGCUCUAGCGCUUUUUGGAGGAGAACCGAAGAAUCCAGGUGAUAAGCACAAAGUCAGAGGAGAUAUCAAUGUCCUUAUAUGUGGUGACCCGGGUACUGCCAAAUCGCAAUUCUUGAAGUACACAGAAAAGAUUGCACCAAGAGCAAUUUUCACGACGGGCCAGGGUGCCAGUGCAGUCGGUCUUACGGCUUAUGUAAGGAAGAAUCCUACUACCAGAGAUUGGACAUUAGAAGCCGGUGCGUUAGUACUAGCAGAUCGUGGAGUGUGCCUUAUCGAUGAGUUUGACAAAAUGAACGACGCGGACCGCACCUCCAUACACGAGGCCAUGGAACAACAGUCUAUAUCCAUCUCCAAAGCUGGUAUCGUGACGUCACUGCAUGCUAGAUGUUCAAUAAUAGCCGCGUCCAAUCCCAUAGGCGGUCGUUACGACGCCUCGCUAACAUUCUCUGAGAAUGUCAACUUGUCUGAACCGAUUCUCUCUCGUUUUGACGUCCUCUGUGUAGUUAGAGACGAAGCAGAUCCUAUGCAAGACGCUCAUCUAGCUAAAUUCGUAGUAUCCUCCCACAUCCGCCACCACCCUACACAGCGCGGCACUGCCCUUGAAGACAGCAACACUCCCGACCCUGAGUUCGUACUGCAGCAGGAUCUGCUCAAGAAGUACAUUGUCUAUGCCAGGGAGAAUGUUCAUCCUAAACUACAGAACAUGGAUCAAGACAAAGUGGCGAAGAUGUACAGUCAACUGCGACAAGAAUCUUUGGCUACGGGCAGCUUGCCGAUCACAGUCCGACAUAUCGAAUCUGUGAUCCGUAUGAGCGAGGCUCACGCCCGAAUGCACUUACGUCCGCAAGUAUCAGAAGAAGACGUCAACAUGGCCAUACGUACCAUGCUGGAGAGCUUCGUCGAGACACAGAAAUACAGCGUCAUGAGGGCUAUGAGACAGACAUUCCAAAAAUACUUAUCAUACAAGAAGGAUCACAGCGAGCUCCUCUAUUACAUUCUACGUCAACUAACAAUGGACCAAUUGGCCUACAUGAGAGGCUUGCACAAUCAUUCCCAAUCUACUAUUGAAAUAUCAGAGAGGGACCUUCUAGAACGAGCCCGGCAGAUCAACAUCAGUGAUUUGAAACCAUUCUAUGACAGCAGGAUCUUCAAAAUGAACAGUUUCACUUAUGAUGCGAAGAGGAAGGUUAUAGUACAUGUCUUGCCCGAUACGCCGUCUAGUGCAGCUUCAUAAGUUUUGUUUUUAAGGUACCUAA